This is a messenger RNA of Scheffersomyces coipomensis, 1770 nucleotides long. RefSeq names its product bifunctional phosphoribosylaminoimidazolecarboxamide formyltransferase/IMP cyclohydrolase (gene ADE17). Lineage: Eukaryota; Fungi; Ascomycota; Pichiomycetes; Serinales; Debaryomycetaceae. Gene Ontology annotation, molecular function: phosphoribosylaminoimidazolecarboxamide formyltransferase activity; IMP cyclohydrolase activity. Gene Ontology annotation, cellular component: cytosol. The record is from RefSeq and is a predicted model, not a curated record. The transcript has a single exon. Bases 1 to 1770 code for a protein of 589 amino acids. Gene Ontology annotation, biological process: 'de novo' IMP biosynthetic process.
AUGGCCUACACCAAAACUGCAAUUUUAUCAGUCUACGAUAAAACUGGUUUAUUAGACUUAGCCAAAGGUUUAGCUGCUGCCAAUGUCAGAAUCUUAGCUUCUGGUGGUACUGCUAGAUUAGUCCGUGAAGGUGGUUUCCCAGUUGAAGAUGUUUCUUCAAUCACUCAUGCUCCAGAAAUGUUAGGUGGUAGAGUUAAAACCUUACAUCCUGCCGUUCAUGGUGGUAUUUUAGCUAGAAACUUAGAAAGUGAUGAAGCUGAUUUAUCUGCCCAAGGUAUUGAAAAAGUUGACUUUGUGGUUUGUAAUUUAUAUCCAUUUAAAGAAACCAUCUCAAAAGUUGCUGUUACCAUUGAUGAAGCUGUUGAAGAAAUUGAUAUUGGUGGUGUUACCUUAUUAAGAGCUGCUGCCAAAAAUCAUUCUAGAGUUGUCAUUUUAUCCGAUCCAAAUGAUUAUGCUGGUUUCUUACAAGAAUUAAAGACUGGUGAAAUUUCAAGUGAAACUAGAAAUAGAUUUGCUUUAAAAGCUUUUGAACAUACUGCUGAUUAUGAUGUUGCUAUUUCUGAUUUCUUCAGAAAACAAUAUUCAGAAAAUGUUUCUCAAUUACCAUUAAGAUAUGGUGCCAACCCACAUCAAAAACCAGCUCAAGCUUUUGUUUCUCAAGGUGAUUUACCAUUCAAAGUAUUGGCUGGUUCUCCAGGUUAUAUAAAUUUAUUGGAUGCUUUAAAUUCAUGGCCAUUAGUUAAGGAAUUAUCCGCUUCAUUAAACUUACCAGCCGCUGCUUCUUUCAAACAUGUUUCCCCAGCUGGUGUUGCUGUUGGUUUACCAUUAACCGAUGUUGAAAAGAAAAUCUACUUUGUUGAAGAUAUUGAAAACUUAUCUCCUUUAGCCAAUGCUUAUGCCAGAGCUAGAGGUGCCGAUAGAAUGUCUUCUUUUGGUGAUUUCAUUGCUUUAUCUAACAUUGUUGAUGUUCCAACUGCUCAAAUCAUUUCCAAAGAAGUUUCUGAUGGUGUUAUUGCUCCAGGUUAUGAAGAAGAAGCUUUAGCCAUCUUAAAGAAAAAGAAGGGUGGUAAAUAUUGUAUUUUACAAAUUGAUCCAAACUUCAACCCAGAUACUACUGAAUCAAGACAAGUUUAUGGUAUUACUUUACAACAAAAGAGAAAUGAUGCUAUUAUUAAAGGUUCUUCAUUCAAAGAAAUUGUUUCUAAAAACAAAGAUUUAACUGAACAAGGUGUUGUUGAUUUAACUGUUGCUACCAUUGCUUUAAAAUAUACUCAAUCCAAUUCUGUUUGUUACGCUAAAAACGGUAUGGUUAUAGGUUUAGGUGCUGGUCAACAAUCUCGUAUUCAUUGUACUAGAUUAGCUGGUGAUAAAGCUGAUAACUGGUGGUUUAGACAACAUCCAAAUGUUUUAGGAUUCAAAUGGGCUAAAGGUGUUAAGAGACCAGAAAAAUCCAAUGCUAUUGAUUUAUAUGUUACAGGUCAAAUUCCAACCACUGAACCAGAAAAAUCAGAAUAUGAAUCUAAAUUCGCUGUAUUACCAGUUCCAUUAACUGCAACUGAAAGAGAAGAAUGGAUCUCCAAGUUAAAUAAUGUUGCUUUAUCUUCUGAUGCCUUCUUCCCAUUCCCAGAUAAUGUGUACAGAGCCGCCAGAUCAGGGGUUAAAUUCAUCGCUGCUCCAUCUGGUUCAGUUAUGGAUAAAGCUGUCUUUUCAGCUGCUGAUUCUCAUGACAUUGUUUACGUUGAAAAUCCAAUUCGUUUAUUCCAUCAUUAA